Molecule: messenger RNA, 1290 nt
Organism: Elephantulus edwardii (Cape elephant shrew)
Lineage: Eukaryota; Metazoa; Chordata; Mammalia; Macroscelidea; Macroscelididae
Gene: SCRN1
Product: secernin 1
Exons: 7
Coding region: 1-1245 (414 amino acids)
Biological process (GO): proteolysis
Molecular function (GO): dipeptidase activity; cysteine-type exopeptidase activity
Source: RefSeq, a predicted model, not a curated record
AUGGCUGUAGCUCCUCCGAGUUACUGUUUUGUGGCCUUCCCACCGCGUGCCAAGGACGGUCUGGUGGUAUUUGGGAAAAACUCAGCCCGGCCCAGGGAUGAAGUCCAGGAGGUUGUGUAUUUCUCUGCUGCUGAUCAUGGACCAGAGAGCAAGGUUGAGUGCACAUAUAUUUCAGUCGAUCAAGUUCCAAGGACCCAUGCUAUCGUGAUAAGCAAACCUGCCUGGCUUUGGGGGGCAGAAAUGGGCGCCAAUGAACAUGGAGUGUGCAUCGCCAAUGAAGCCAUCAACACCAGAGAACCUGCUGCUGAGACUGAAGCCUUACUGGGGAUGGAUCUGGUCAGGCUUGGCUUAGAAAGAGGAACAACAGCAAAGGAAGCCCUAGAUGUGAUUGUGUCCUUGUUGGACGAACAUGGACAAGGUGGAAAUUAUUAUGAAGAUGCAGACUCCUGCCAUAGUUUCCAAAGUGCAUAUCUGAUUGUGGAUCGGGAAGAAGCCUGGGUUCUCGAGACCGUAGGGAAGUACUGGGCAGCCGAGAGGAUCACAGAGGGAGCAAAGUGCAUUUGUAAUCAGCUUUCACUCACCACGAAGAUUGAUGCAGAGCAUCCUGAACUCAGGAAUUAUGCUCAGAAUCAAGGCUGGUGGACAGGAGAAGAUGAGUUCAACUUUUCCAGUGUGUUUUCUAUAGCUGAUGAUCAGCUAGACUGCUGUGCAGGCAAAGACAGCUUAGAAAAACAAGAAGAAAUCAUCAAUGUGCAAACUAUGAUUGACAUCCUGCGGGACAAAGCCAGUGGAGUCUGUAUAGACUCAGAGUCUUUCCUCACCACAGCCAGCACCGUGUCUGUGCUGCCUCAAAAUAGAAGCUCACCAUGCAUCCACUACUUCACUGGGACCCCAGAUCCAUCCAGGUCCAUAUUCAAGCCUUUCAUCUUUGUGGAUGAUGUAAAACUUGUCCCCAAGGCCCAGUCCCCCUGUUUUGGGGAUGAUGACCCUGCCAAGAAGGAGCCCCGGUUCCAGGAGAAACCAGAUCGCAGGCAUGAGCUGUACAAGGCCCAUGAGUGGGCUCGUGCUGUUCUGGAAAGUGACCAGGAGCAGGGGCACAAGCUGAGGAACACCAUGCUGGAACUAGAGAAACAAGGCCUGGAAGCUAUGGAAGAGAUCCUGGUUGGCUCGGACCGCCUGGACCCUGCUGAAGUAGGGGACCUUUUCUAUGAUUGCGUUGACACGGAGAUCAAGUUCUUUAAGUGAAGUAAGCAUUCUUUCUCCCCUUCUUACUUAAAACUUCCCAUCUUA